Molecule: messenger RNA, 2603 nt
Organism: Phodopus roborovskii (desert hamster)
Lineage: Eukaryota; Metazoa; Chordata; Mammalia; Rodentia; Cricetidae
Gene: Txnrd3
Product: thioredoxin reductase 3
Exons: 16
Coding region: 78-1919 (613 amino acids)
Biological process (GO): glutathione metabolic process; cell redox homeostasis; cellular response to oxidative stress
Cellular component (GO): mitochondrion; cytosol
Molecular function (GO): glutathione-disulfide reductase (NADPH) activity; thioredoxin-disulfide reductase (NADPH) activity; flavin adenine dinucleotide binding
Source: RefSeq, a predicted model, not a curated record
GGCCAAACACUUCGCCCGGGAAGGGGAAGGCGGCAGUGGUCCCCAACCGCCGCCUGGGCACGGUGCGCGGAGGACUAAUGUCGUCGCCACCGGGCCGCCGCGCCCGCUUGUCGUCCCCUGGGACCAGCCGCCAGGCCUCCGAUGCCCGCGAGGAGCUGCGGCGCCGCCUGAAAGACCUCAUCGACGGCAAUCGGGUGAUGAUCUUCAGCAAGAGCUACUGUCCACACAGCACGAGGGUUAAGGAACUCUUUUCAUCCUUAGGAGUGGAGUAUAACAUCCUGGAACUUGAUCAAGUUGAUGAUGGGGCCAAUGUUCAGGAAGUUCUGAAAGAAAUCAGUAACCAGAAAACGGUGCCUAAUAUUUUUGUGAAUAAAGUGCACGUGGGCGGAUGUGACCGAACUUUCCAGGCACAUAAGAGUGGUUUACUGCAGAAGCUCCUUCAUGAAGACUCGACUCAUGAUUAUGAUCUCAUCAUUAUUGGCGGAGGCUCUGGCGGACUCUCUUGUGCAAAGGAAGCUGCCAACUUGGGAAAGAAGGUCAUGGUGCUAGACUUUGUGGUCCCAUCACCUCAGGGCUCAUCCUGGGGUCUCGGUGGCACCUGUGUAAAUGUGGGCUGUAUUCCUAAGAAGCUGAUGCACCAAGCAGCUCUCCUGGGGCAGGCCUUACAGGACUCGAGGAAGUUUGGCUGGGAGUAUAACCAGCAGGUGAAACAUAACUGGGAGGUCAUGACAGAAGCAAUCCAGAACCACAUUGGCUCCUUGAACUGGGGCUACAGGGUGACGCUUCGGGAGAAAGGUGUGGCCUAUGUCAAUGCCUAUGGGGAGUUUGUGGAGCUGCAUAAAAUAAAGGCAACCAAUAAGAAAGGACAGGAAACAUUUUAUACUGCUUCGAAGUUUGUCAUAGCAACAGGUGAAAGGCCUCGGUACUUGGGAAUCCAAGGAGAUAAGGAAUACUGUAUUACGAGCGAUGACCUCUUCUCUCUGCCGCAUUGCCCUGGUCGCACACUAGUUGUAGGGGCCUCAUAUGUUGGUCUGGAGUGUGCAGGAUUUCUGGCUGGCUUGGGAUUAGAAGUGACAGUUAUGGUACGCUCUGUCCUUCUCCGUGGAUUUGAUCAAGAAAUGGCAGAGAAACUGGGAUCCUACCUGGAACAACAAGGCAUCAAGUUCCAAAGGAAGUUCACCCCUGUUUCGAUUCAACAAAUGGAGAAAGGCUCGCCUGGAAUAUUGAAAGUUGUGGCGAAGUCCACUGAAGGACCGGAAACAGUUGAAGGGGUAUACAACACGGUUUUGUUAGCAAUUGGUCGGGAAUCCUGUACAAGGAAGAUAGGGCUGGAGAAGAUCGGGGUCAAAAUCAAUGAGAAGAAUGGCAAGAUACCAGUGAAUGAUGUGGAACAGACCAACGUGCCUCAUGUCUAUGCUAUUGGGGACAUACUGGAGGGCAAACCAGAGCUCACACCUGUUGCCAUACAGGCAGGCAAGCUGCUAGCUCGAAGACUCUUUGGGGGCUCUUUGGAAAAAUGUGAUUACAUUAACGUCCCAACAACAGUGUUCACACCUCUGGAAUAUGGCUGCUGUGGGCUGUCUGAAGAGAAAGCCAUUGAAGUGUAUAAAAAAGAGAAUCUGGAAGUGUAUCACACCUUGUUUUGGCCUCUGGAGUGGACAGUCGCUGGCAGAGACAACAAUACCUGUUAUGCAAAGAUAAUCUGCAACAAAUUCGACAAUGAGCGUGUGGUGGGAUUUCACCUUCUGGGGCCAAAUGCUGGUGAAGUCACACAGGGAUUUGCAGCUGCUAUGAAAUGUGGGCUCACAAAGCAGCUACUGAAUGACACCAUUGGAAUCCAUCCCACAUGUGGUGAGGUAUUUACGACGUUGGAAAUCACAAAGUCCUCAGGGCUGGACAUUGCUCAGAAAGGCUGCUGAGGCUAGCCCUGCUGUUGUUGGGUUUUCCCUGUCACACACACUCUCUGUGCCCAUGACAUCUGCUUGGGCAAUGGAGGACCAGUUCUGGGCUUUCUCCUGGCACAGAGAUGGGAAGGUGGCAGAGGAUCAGCAGCAGCAGCACCUGCAGUCUCCAUUGACGGCAUGCAGCAGCCAGGCUGCAUCCUUGACGCCUUGGCUCGUAACCCCUGGAGGUGAACCAAGGCUGACUCCUGCACGUCAGACUGGACUACCACUCCCGCCGCUCCAGACUUAGAUGUCACAGUGAGCCCACUCACUCCCUUUCCCAGUUGCCAGUUCUUUGACUUUCACUUUGUUUCCAUGAAGAUAUUAUAUUUUUCAGGGUGCACUUGUCUGAAAGGAGGCUUGCGGGCCUAGAGCAUAGCUCUCUGGAUUCAUGGCAUCUGGAGAACUAGGUUAGAGCAGUCGGCUGCACAGGACUGCUGCAUUAGCCAGAAGUCCGUGCACUGCAUAGCCUUUAAAAGGCACACUUAACCUGCUGUCAGAGACCCAGCUCGUACUCCAUCCCUUGCACAUCUGAGGAUGAGAACCCUGACCAGUCUCCCCCUAGUCUCUGGACUAGCAGAGCACCACAUAUAAGAGAAAAAUUGUUGAGUAGUUUUUCCAUGUUAAUCUUAAAAGUACUAUUAAAAAGAUUUUACUACA